GCCCAGCCCAGGAAGGGGAAGUUGGGGUUUGGGGCCUUUUGGGGACGCUUGGGGUGCCACCGAGGCGCCACCGAGGUGCCACCAUGUCCCUGCCCUCGGUGUACGGGGACAAGCUGGCCGAGAAGCUGACGCUGCUCAACGAGCGGGGCCGGGGGGUCCUUGUGCGCGUCUACAACCUCAAAAAGACGUGCUCGGACCCCCGCACGCGGCCGCCCUUCCUGGGGGACAAGGCCAUGGAGGCCUCGGCCAAGUUCAUCCUGAAGAAAUUCCCGCACCUGGACGUGCGCAGCAGCACCCAGCACCUGGGCCCGGUGCACAGGGACAGAGGGGACAUCGUGCGGGCGCUGGCUCCGUUCUACCAAACCUUCCUGGACGUCCUGGAGUUCCGGGACCACGUGUACGAGCUGCUCAACACCAUCGACGCCAGCCAGUGCUUCUUCGACAUCCACAUCAACUACGACCUCACCAAGGGCUACCUGGACCUGGUUGUCACCUACGUGUCGCUGGUGCUGCUGCUGGCGCGCGCCGAGGAGCGGCGCCUGCUGCUGGGGCUCUACCAGUGCGCGCACGAGAUGAGCCACGGCGCCAGCGAGCCCGGUUUCCCCCGCCUGGCGCAGAUGGUGCUGGAGUACGAGCACCCCCUGAAGAAGCUGCCCGAGGAGUUCGGGCCCCACACCAAGGCCGUGAGCAGCGCGCUGCUGUCCCUGCGGGCCCCGCUGGCGCGGCGCUGCCGGGACGCGGAGCUGUGGCGGCAGGAGCAGCUGCUGUCCCUGCUGGGACCCGCGGGGGACAUGCUGAGCCCGGUCACCUGCGACAGCGUGAGUGGGGACAGGGGGACAGGGACAGGCUGAGCCCGGUCACCUGCGACAGCGUGAGUGGGGACA
Messenger RNA from Haemorhous mexicanus (house finch), 884 nucleotides. Its product is annotated as nck-associated protein 1-like. The transcript has 7 exons. Gene Ontology annotation, biological process: cell projection assembly; cell morphogenesis; cell migration. The record is from RefSeq and is a predicted model, not a curated record. NCBI's taxonomy places the organism in Eukaryota, Metazoa, Chordata, Aves, Passeriformes, Fringillidae. Bases 84 to 851 code for a protein of 255 amino acids. Gene Ontology annotation, cellular component: SCAR complex.